Molecule: messenger RNA, 2956 nt
Organism: Tachysurus fulvidraco (yellow catfish)
Lineage: Eukaryota; Metazoa; Chordata; Actinopteri; Siluriformes; Bagridae
Product: protein FAM126B
Exons: 13
Coding region: 389-2098 (569 amino acids)
Biological process (GO): phosphatidylinositol phosphate biosynthetic process; protein localization to plasma membrane
Cellular component (GO): plasma membrane
Source: RefSeq, a predicted model, not a curated record
UCAGGAGUCGAGCGUUAGUGGUCAGCUGAGAAGCUGCAAAGGAGAUGAGAGAGGUUUAGAUAGACAGUCAACACGAGAUGGUUGUGAUGUCCUGACACUGAUGCGCUCGCAGGAGUAAAGGUGCUUACUAUAAGUACUGUUAUGCGUGAGUGUGCGUGUGUGCGUCCUCGUUUGCGUGUGUGCGUGUGCGGGUAUCUGCGUGAAGACGCUCCGGAGCGGCUGCGCACUGCAAACUGGGCCGCACACGGAGACCUCCUCAAACCUGCCCUCUUCAUACGCGCUUCCCUGCAGCAUCACACCGAUAGUUUGAGCGGCACUCGCUAGAUCGGCAGACGUUGUGAUGAAGAAUCAGAGCAUGCUCACCCUUCCUUUACACAACUAAAACGCCAUGCUAUGUCUAGAGCGUGGGGUGGUGGAGGAAUGGCUCUCAGAAUUCAAGACAAUACCUGAUGAUCUCAUCCCUGGCUAUACUUGCUGCCUGCGCCUGAAGAAAGGACUUGUGCCUGCGCUAUAUGCUGUAAUACAGGAGCAACCUAGCAGUGAGCUUUUGGCUCCAGUGUGCCACCAGCUGUUUGAACUGUACCGGAGCACCGAGGUGGGACUACGCCGCUUCACGUUGCAGUUUCUCCCGGAGCUGAUCUGGGUGUACCUGCACCACACCGCCAGCAGGGAGCGUCACCGCAACGGCUGUGUAGAGGCUCUGUUGCUGGGAAUUUAUAACCUCGAGAUUGUGGACAGUAAAGGAAACAGCAAGCUUUUGUCCUUCACCAUACCUUCUCUCUCUAAACCGUCCAUAUACCAUGAGCCGUCCAGUCUGGGCUCCAUGGCACUGACAGAGGGAGCUCUUAGCCAGCAUGACCUGAUCAGAGUGGUCUACAGUGGCCUGUUGCCCCAGAGAGAGACCUUUACAUCUCAAAACAGGUUUGAGGUGCUGUCUUUCCUCAUGCUCUGCUACAACUCUGCUGUGGUCUACAUGCCAGCGUCGUCCUAUCAGUCAGUCUGCAGAAUGAGCUCGCGAUUGUGUGUAUGUGGCUACCCACGUCAGCAGCAGAAGUUGUGGAGAGAAUCGUGCAACCGUGUGCGUCUGGAUCCGGAGUUAAUGGUGCAGAUGCUGACUGCAGUUUAUCAUGCCAUCUACAACGGCCAAUGGGAACUCGGAAGAGAAGCUUUGGAGGACAUCUUGUAUAGAGCACAACUAGAGCUAUAUGCCAAGCCUUUACUAAUAGCAAAUGCGAUGAGAUGUUCCCUGCCACCUCGACCACCGGCGGGCACACGGAAUCUUCUGGAGGUUGAAGCCACACCCACAAACAAACGCGUCUCGCUGACGGCCAUCACUGCUGCGUCCAUCCGUAGGCUCCGAUGGAAACGAGAAGGCUGUUUUGAUUUUUCGACCUCGGCCGACUUCUAUUCCUCUAUUGCACCAAGUAAGUUCUCUCCACUGAAAACAACGCCCAGUCUGGUGCCCGGUGUGUGGAUUAAGAGCACCAUCCGCAGAACAUUGAGAGGGGAAGCUGAUGGUAUGAGCUGCGGCGAGGAUUCAUUUGACCCAGAUGAGGGCUUUUCCUCCGGGGCAUCCAGCAGUAGCCAGCCCAGCAGUAUGAAGAGGGACCGGGUGGCCGGUGUGUAUCUGUCCCGAGAUCCAGCAGUGUGGCAGAGAGAGAGCACAUCUGCUGAAACCAGAGCUGCUUUAUGUAGGCAUCACCGACACCAUCACUCGCCUCCUCCAGCCAUCACACUCUGCACUGCAGAGAACAGCAGAAGUCCCAGUCCCAGCAUGGCUAGGAGGUUCCUAGACCCACAUUACCUGCCCCCAUUCGCUGGUCCUCCAGCCAGAACUGCUAGCACAUCUUCCAGUAAAUCCCUGGACUGUUCUGGCUUCAAUGGCUCAUCUGGGCCCACAGAUAGCAUGUCAUUUGGGAGCCUGAGUGCAGAUAGGGCUCACUGUUUGUCAGCUAUCAGCCUACAGGAUAUGCAAAGAAGACAGGCAUCAAGAAGCCAGGAUCUGCUCUCGUCUGGAAGUCCAUUUUCUUCUGCAAGCCCUCUGUCCAAACAGUCUCGCUCAUCCAGUUUUAAUAUGCAGAUGAUAUCACAAGUGUAGACAAAUCUGUGUGUCUUUUUGUGAGGAUGUGCGUCUGUGUGUUGUUGACUGAAAUACCGUGCAUGUGUCUGAGCAUGUCUUUGUAUGUGUUAAAUGGUUCUACACUGAUCUGUGAACGUAUGUAUGUAUGUAUGUAUGUAUGUAUGUAUGUAUGUAUGUAUGUAUGUAUGUAUGUAUGUAUAUAUGUAUGAGAGAGAAAGUGUGUUUGUGUGAGUGUGUGUGUGUGUGUGUGUGUGUGUGUGUGUGAGUGUGUGUGUGAGCGAGAGAGAGAAAGAUGCAAGGUGCAUGUAUGUGUACAUAUAGCAAAUAACGUACAAUUACACCAUUAUGCACUGGCAGUUUUUCCAGAAGAAAUAAGGUUUUGCACUGUACUUCCCCAUGUGGAUAUCAUACAAUGUGCCAUAACAUAUGUGAAGAGGAAUUCCACUUCCAAAUCCUGCUGUAUCUUAACAAUAGUCUCAAGAACUGACAAUCACAUGAACUAAAUGAUGAGUGGCCUGACAAUGCAUGAUCCAAAGAAUCAAGUGUGUGAGACUUGAGGAGGUAUAAAAGAAGCUGCUUGAAUUUAAUUGCUGUAAAUGUUAUGGACUGAGCCUGCUUGUGUUUGUCCUACUGAUCCUACCAGCUGAAAUGGGUGGAGAAAUGUGCAAUCCGUGGAAAAGCCGCAUCAUGUAAUGAGCGAUAUAGAUUAUAUUCUUUGAAGCAAGUUUAUAUCUCAAAAUAUAUGUGUACAUUUAUGUAAAUGAAUAUAUAUUGUAUGAUAGGAAGAGUUAUAUGCUGUGACAAUAUCUCUAUAUUGCUUGUACAGAGUUGAAGAUUUAUCUGUUCACUGGAGAAUAAAUACAUUGUGAUGAUGAA